Messenger RNA from Plasmodium vivax (malaria parasite P. vivax), 993 nucleotides. RefSeq lists its product as hypothetical. The record is from RefSeq and is a predicted model, not a curated record. The transcript has a single exon. The coding region runs from base 397 to 993 and encodes 198 amino acids. Gene Ontology annotation, molecular function: carbohydrate binding. Lineage: Eukaryota; Apicomplexa; Aconoidasida; Haemosporida; Plasmodiidae. Gene Ontology annotation, cellular component: EMC complex.
AUAUGUCCCAAACUGUCGCUUCAGUUUGUUACCUUUUUUCAUAGUUGCCACUUAUGCAACGCAAACAGGAAGGGGGAACAUUCCAACCUAUUUCUUUCCUCGCCAUGCACAAACGCUUUUUUUUUUUCUUUGCGUGUCAUCUGCGAACGGUUAAAAUAGGAGGAAGGGCGCAAGGUUGAGUGUCAGCCGAUUUGGAACAGCAAGGGAGAAAAGAUUAUUUGCGAAAAUAGCAGCUAAAAUACCAGUGAAAAUAACAGCAUAAGUACCAACGUAAAGGGCACUAUACAUGUACGCGUGGCGAACGAGCAGUUGCCAAUACGAAGUAGCUGUCGCGGGGCUACCUCCUAACUGCGGCGCCACCCCCCUUUUCAGUGAUCACAUUCCCGAGCGAGCAAGAUGAACCUAGUGAGCGCCAUUGUGGUGGCUAUAACCAGCUGCCUACUCUUAAUGGGGGUAAGUCAAAGCAAAGGACCCGCCAUUGAAUUGAAGAACAACUACAUAGAAGGCACAAUCAAAGCGAAUCAAAACGUCUUGGCAAAUUGCACCGUGUACCUCGAUUCAGAUAUAUAUAAGAAGCCAAACAAAAAUGGGAAAUUUAUUUUUCCAAACGUAAAGGAAGGAACCUACAACAUGUUUGUUAAUCACCCAUACAUUGAAUUUAGCAAGUACCAAGUGAAUGUAAAAAAAAGCGUCACGAAAAAUAAUGAUAAGGUUUACAUCGUCCAAGCAUAUGAGCAGAUAUCUCCUUUUGAAAAGAGCAACUUGAUGGUCACCAACAUCGUUUUUGAGGCUAAGAAGGUGUAUGAUUUUUUGAUGCCUCAAAAGAAUUUUUAUGUUUUUAAUUUGUUUAAGAGUCCCAUUUUUUUAAUUUUCCUCUUCUUCCUAAUUUUGAUGAGUGUGCUGCCACAGAUGCAGAAAAUCUCCGAGUCCGCCAGUGAGGAGUCCAUCGGCCCGGUUACGUACAAGUCGAGCUUUGUGGAGGCCCUCAAGUGA